CUCUGGUCAAGGCAUUCGUGAACCUAAAUAAAUUAGUCUUUGACUCUCUCUCUCUGAACUCAAAUUUGGAAGAGAAAAACCCAGGGCUUCUCUGAUUGCGACCAUGGUGAAUCUUGAUUUGCCCGACCGUACCUCACCGCCUUCACAUAUUCUCCGCAGUAGAAAAUCCAAAUCCCCAGGGAAACAUGCUUCAAAGCCUUCUCCUCCAGAACCAGAACACGUGACAAAGAAGAACAGCAGCAGCAGAAUCUGGAACGAGGAAGAUGAGCUGACGGUGUUAAAAGGGUUAGUGGAUUAUCAAGCUCAGAAAGGAAUCGAACCCAGGAGUAACUGGGCUGACUUUUAUCGUUUUCUCGGAGGAGGCUCCAUCACGGGGAAAUUCUCAAAGGAACAGGUUUUGAGUAAGAUCCGCAAGCUGAAAGCUAAGCUCAUUGCUAGCAUGCAGAAAGGAAACACUAGCCAAUCUGAAGCCUUUCUACUUUCCAAAAGGAUAUGGGGCCUCCAAAAUGAAUCUGAUCAGUCUGCUAAUCACACCAAGAGUGCUGAGGAAAUGGCUAAUCAUGAACCUUCGAAUAAUGAGGUAACAAAAGCUGACAACGACGAGUCAUCAUCGGCUGUUCGUGAUGCGUUCGAGACCAUGGUGUCCAAAGGCUUAAGUGAUUAUCAAAAGAAGUUGCAGCUUGAGAAGCUGAUGAACCUUGGAUCUGGUAAAAGAAAAGAGCUGAGCGAUGAGUGGAACGAGUUAUGUGCUGAGGAAGUUAAACUCAAUAUCAAGAGGCUUAAGUUUUCUGCUAUGCUUGCAGAGGCUGCUAAAUGGAAGCAUGAGGACGAUGAAAACGUCUCCUAUACGGAAGCUAUUGUCAGGAGGAGAAAGCAACAGAAGAAAUAUCUGAUUUGGAAUAUGAACGACGUGCUUCUCAUUCUCAAGGGAAUUGUGGAAUAUGAAAAUGAGAGGGGAUUCAGAUACAAUUCUGAUUGGGAUAUCUUUUAUGGCUAUACCAAGGACUUGAUAAACAUACCCUUCUCCAAAAAGCAACUCAUGGAAGAGGUCAAGAAGUUGAAGAUGAGAUUUAAUUUCUAUUCGCAGAGAUCGAAGGAUGGGAAACAAUUUUCUUUUACUAAUUCUUAUGAGAAAGAACUCUUCAGAUUGUCAACAAUCAUUUGGGCUAAAAAUGAAACAGAAGAUACUUUUAGUGAGAAUAGGCAGGACCAAGCUAAGGUUCUUGUUUUGAACAAGGAUGUCCCUUUGGUGAAGCAAAAGCGGGUGAAUGACACAAGAAUGGAUAAAGAUAAAAGCGAGGAGUUAGGUGUUAUGGAUGAGUUUGAUGCUCUUCAGGACGCACUUGAGGCAUCGACAUCUUUUCAGAUUCUAGGGAAAACUCAACAGAAGAUGUUGUUUCAGAAUUUGAAAACUCUUGGAGCUCAGCGAAGGAAGGAGCUAGCUGGUGAAUGGAAGUCAUUGCUUAAUGAGGAGAUGGAAUUGCAUAUGAAGAAACUGACUUUCUUCGCACAGCUUUCUUGUGCAUGAGUUUCUGCUUGGUUC
Molecule: messenger RNA, 1543 nt
Organism: Brassica oleracea var. oleracea
Lineage: Eukaryota; Viridiplantae; Streptophyta; Magnoliopsida; Brassicales; Brassicaceae
Exons: 6
Coding region: 104-1528 (474 amino acids)
Biological process (GO): regulation of DNA-templated transcription
Cellular component (GO): nucleus
Source: RefSeq, a predicted model, not a curated record